Dibothriocephalus latus is the source of this 633-nucleotide messenger RNA. Lineage: Eukaryota; Metazoa; Platyhelminthes; Cestoda; Diphyllobothriidea; Diphyllobothriidae. The record is from the annotation of a GenBank genome assembly.
GCAGCCAGCACAUCGAAAGCGGCCUAUGAGAGCAAUGAAAAUGCUCGCCUGGCCCGCUCCGAAAUUGACGCGCUGACGAUGGAGAUCUCGCGGCUGCGCGAGGCAGUUACUCGGGCUGAGGCGUCGAAGGCGGCUGCCGAUCGUGAGUCCACCCACUGUCAAAUUGAUGUGGAACAACUGCGCGCCCAGUUGGAUGACAAUGAGGCCGAACUUGCGCGGUUAAAGGAUCAGCUGGCGACAGAAAGAGAAAACUCCCGGAACCUGCGCGUCCUUCUGCAAUCUAGUAAGGAGAAGGAGCAUGUUGUUGCGAUGGAUGCACAGGAAAAGACCAAUGAGAUCAUCCUCCUGAGAGAAAGAGCAGUUAAUGCAGAAGAGAGAGCCGAGUCGCAACAACGCGAAGUAGAACGAUUGUACGAACGCCUUUCUGAAACGGAAAGAGAGGCCACACGCCUUUCAAGAAGUCUAUCAACAGAGCGAUUCGAGAAGGAACGUAUGCUCUCCGAAAUACGGCUUACAAAUAUGCCGACUCCCAUCAGACCAUCACCCUACAAUGCUUCCAUUGGCACAAACCGCUACGUCUGCCACUCCAUGGGUCGUCUACGUUCGCCAUUUCAAGAAAGAGAGGAUAUCUAG